AGUUGCCGACGAGCUGCCGAGGGGGCGUUGUCGGAAUGGUUCCGAGGCGGUUGGAGUCCUGCAGUUGACACCAGUUUGACGAGAACGAGUGUCAAGGAGGCGGCCGGGCGAGAGCGGCCUCCGUGGGUCUCAUGGUCUAGUAUGGACCCUGUUGCUAUUCAUAGCUGCCACCUCCUCCAGCAGCUGCGAGAGCAGCGGAUCCAGGGCCUGCUUUGUGACUGCAUGCUGGUGGUGAGGGGCGUGUGCUUCAAAGCACACAAGAAUGUGCUGGCAGCCUUCAGCCAGUAUUUCAGGAGUCUUUUUCAGAACUCUUCCAGCCAGAAGAAUGACAUCUUUCACCUGGACGUUAAAAACGUCAGUGGCAUCGGGCAGAUCCUGGACUUCAUGUACACGUCGCGCCUCGACCUUAACCAGGACAACAUUCAGGUGAUGCUGGACACAGCGCAGUGUUUGCAAGUGCAGAACGUUCUGAAUCUGUGCCACACGUUUCUGAAGUCGGCCUCCGCGGCACCGCUGCCAGGCUUGCCUUGUGCUGGCGGUUUCUCCCUGCAGGGUGUGAGUCUGGACGGCACCUGCGCGGCGGCGAGUGAGCACUACCCCCCUCACUCACUGCAGGACUGCCCUAUGGAAGGCCCGCGGGCUAAAGACGUGUCCAGAGGGAAUCCCCGUGCUCCACCAGCAGAUUUCGGUCGUCCCACAGGAGAAGGGUCAAAACCAGCUGCCGCAAGUGGCAGCUGCCCAGAGGCGCCCCGCAAACAGCCCAACUGCUAUUACAAACUCAGAACACUGUACAGCAAGCAGUACUACAAGCAAACUGCCUGCCCCAGUCCGGUGCCUGCCACAGAGCAGCCGCCCACUCCCCGUGCCUCCACAGACCUCGCUGCAGCAGACUCACAGCCGCCUGUGGAGGGCCGUGCAGGGGUCCCGGAGUCUCCAGAGCACUUGGCUUCCACUGUUGUGGCUCCACCGGUCAGGAGCUCUGGCAUCGACUCAGAGGCAGACACCCUUUCUCAGCCACCUGCCAAGCAGAUGAGGCUGAAGAAGGCCAUGCACCUGAAGAAACUAAACUUUCUUAAGUCACAGCAGUCAGCUGAGUGCACUUCACAUCCUCAGUCAGAUAAUGUGUUAGUCAGGGGGGAGGAAUCUGCUGCUAAGGAAGAUGCAGGGGAAAGAGCCGGAAGCCAGACAACUGAAGACAAAGGGAGGGAAGAACUGGGUCCAGAGAGCAGCCGCGAGGUGGAGAUGCCAGGAGCCCCAGCUUCCUGGGAAGACCCGUCCCAGGCCCUCCAGUCCCAGAAACAGUAUGCGUGUGAAUUGUGUGGGAAGCCUUUUAAACACCCAAGCAAUCUGGAGCUGCACAAACGGUCUCAUACAGGUGAGAAACCUUUUGAAUGUAACAUUUGUGGGAAACACUUCUCUCAGGCAGGCAACCUUCAGACUCACUUACGCCGGCACUCUGGGGAGAAGCCAUACAUCUGUGAAAUCUGUGGAAAGAGGUUUGCAGCCUCUGGUGACGUCCAGCGCCACAUCAUCAUUCACUCUGGAGAGAAGCCACACUUGUGUGACACAUGCGGCCGAGGGUUCAGCAACUUCAGUAAUUUGAAAGAGCACAAAAAGACGCACACAGCUGACAAGGUGUUCACCUGUGAUGAGUGUGGGAAGUCCUUCAACAUGCAGAGGAAGCUGGUGAAGCACCGUGUGCGGCACACGGGAGAGCGGCCAUACAGCUGCCCUGCCUGUGGUAUCCCACGGGCUUAACUGCGGUGUCUUAAUGUAUUGCAUGGAAACCUGAUCAACCACUGAGCCGAAGACAUGAUGAGGCCCUUGUUGCCAGGUAAACAGCAGCCUCGAGCCUAGGGUGCACACUUGUUGUGAUUCUCGGCUCCAGCCUUGCACACCCAGGGCCUCCAUGAGACCCUCUAAGACCCUUAACAGCUCCAAUGAAGACCACUGAGCUAGGGAAGAAGAGAAAGCUAGAAAUGACUUGUUAAUCAUGUCUGCUACAUGGACUCCAGGGCUUCGCCCACAGAAGUUUCUCUCUCUCUCUCUCUCUCUCUCUCUCUCUCUCUCUCUCUCUCUCUCUGUGUGUGUGUGUGUGUGUGUGUGUGUGUGUGUGUGUGUGUGUGUGGUCAACCUCAGAUGUCUUCUUCAACUGCUUUUCACACUAUUUGAGUCAGGGUCUCUCAGUGAACCUAGAGUUCAUCAAUCCAGCCAGACUAGCUGGCCUGCAAGCUUCCAUGAUCCUUCUGUGUCAGCCUCUUCAAUACAAGGAUUACACAUGUACAUAGCUAUACCUAGCCUUUAUCUUGAGAGCUGGGGAUCUGAACUCUGAUCUUCAGGCUUAUGCAGCAACACAACUGAGACAUCUCCCUGGCUCCUGUAGGGUUAUUUAUAAAGAUUACCUCGCUCUAAGAAGACUGGGCAUUCAAAUGCAUUUACAUAUACAAACCUAUGUAUUUGUAAAAUAGCCACUGGGCCGAGACAAAGAGGCACGAGACAUAGUUCCCACAUGGAAAUAUGCAGUGGGGGAGGGGCCAGCAUAUAUGACUUAGAAAGACUGGAGUUCUAAUGCCAGAAGUGAGGAGAAAGACCUGGAACAGAUCUUUCCUUAGAUCCUUGGAGGAAACGCAGCCCUGCUGACGCCCAGAUCUAACUUCUAGCCUCUAGCACUAUGGGACAACCAAUUGCAGUUGUGCAGUCUCCUUGGUUUGUGGAGUGUUGUUACUGUAUCCCUAGCAAACUAAUACACAGAUGCUCCUGCCGUUCACACACAGGAGCUCUGUCUUCAGCUGGGAGAUUCCUGGUGGCCAAAGCAACUAGGGAGUCUGUUACUAGGCUCCACACUUCAGGCAGGCCAAGCCAGCCAUUUCCACAGAACUGACAGGUUCAUGCGUUUAGCCCAGUGAUGGAGAUCCAGGUGGUGCUUUAAAAUAACGUCCCCUGGCACUUAUCUCUGUUUUAAACUUUCAUCACUAAUGUUUUUCCCCAUAAAAAUCAUCACCUUGGAAACCAAUAGGCAAGAGAGAUCUGCCCCUCCAGCCCUGUGGUUUUAAACUCUUACAACCUCUUCCAGAAGCUGGUGUCCACUUUCAUGGUAGAGAAAUCACUAAUAGGGGAAUGCAUGGGCUGUGGGUUCCAGCCAAGCCACAGGCCAGGCCGCUCUGUUUCCCAGGCAUGUGCUAUGGGAACUAUCCCCAGAGCUGGCCACAGACCAGGGAGAAGCCAUUCUUGGCUAUGGGUUGACCUUCCCCCUUGGCUAAGAGGAACCCCCCCAACACACACACACACACACACACACACACACACACACACACACACACACACCAGUGUUCUUUUUCCUCCAUCUUGUAAUGGGAGUCCUGGGAGAGUGCUUGCCCUCUCUAAUCCUGGCUGGCUUCCUCUGAGAAAGCUUGCUGGGCUUAUGUGACUGGUGUUGCAGGCAGAUCUGUUUCAGUUGCAGUGUUUCCUCACUGAGCUGUGGUGGGUUUCAGGAACUUCCUGAAACCCCCCCCCACAACAUACACACACACACACACUCUAUCUAGUAGCCCUUUCCAGCCUGACUGACUGCACCGGAAAAGGGCCUGGACAUCUCCAUACUAAAUUGCCUCAACAGUCAUCUUGAGGGUAUGUGCUAGAAUGCCUAACCUGUGGUAGGCCUCCAGAUUUUGGUUCUCAUACCACCUUGUGGGUUUUCUCAGGCAAAAAGCAGAACUAUUUAUCACCUUUUUGUGUGCAUGCAUACAUGUCUACAUAUAUGUGUGUGCAUGUUUGUCUGUGUGCACAGGUCCUGAUGCACACGUGUGUGUGUUCGUGUGGAGGCCUGAGGACAACCUUUUUUGGCAGUGUGAUGGUUUGAAUGAGAAUGGACUCCAUAGGCUCAUAUGUUUGAAUAAUUGGUCCACCUAGUUGGUGGACCUGUUUGGAAGGGAUUAGGAGGUGUGGCUUCAUUGGAGGAGGUAUGCCACUGGGGUGGACUUUGAGGCUUCAAAAGCCAAUGCAACUCCCAGUGAGCUCUCUGCUUCCCAUUUGUGAGCUGUCAGCUGCUCCAGCACCAUGCCUGCCUCUUACCAUGCUCCUCACUAUGAUGGUAAUGGACCCAAACCCUCUGGAACUGUAAACCUCAAAUAAACCCUUCGUUUUAUAAGUUUACUUGGCCAUGGUGCUUUCUCACAGCAAUAAAAACCUAAGACAGACAGGGUCUCUCACUGGCUUGGAACUUGCCAGGUAGGCCAGGCUGGUUGACCAGGAGUCUCAGGAUUCACCUCUCUCUGCCUCCUUAGUACUGGAUGACAACUUCAUAUCGCCAUGUUCAGCUGCUGCUUCCUUCCUUCCUUCCUUUCUUCCUUCUUUUUCUUUCUUCUUCCUCCUCUUCUUCCUCUUCUUCCUCUUCCUCCUUCUCCUCCUAAUGUGGGUUCUUGGAAUUGAACUCAGAUUCUUGUGCUUGAGGUUGAACUCAGAAAGUUGUACAAACAAACAUGUUACCAGCUGAGCUAUUUCCAGUUGGCAAAUCUUUAAGCUUCUAUGUCUCUGUGUCUCUUGUCUGUCUCUGUCUCUGUCUCUCUUUCUCUCUCUGUCGCAGGUGUCAGUGUGAAUAUCACUUGUUUCCUUGAUCAUUUAGAACAUUCAGAACAGCAAUUCUGAGAAGAUGCACAGUGGUUACGCAUGUGUCCUCUGGUUCUCUUCUUUGCCACUUUCAUCAGAUGGUUGGGAACAGGCUGUCUGUCCUCUCCCACAGGAGGAUGCAGUCACAUCUUACCCCAUGGAAGGGGUAAGAAGGACUAAGGUGCUAUGAUCACUCAGGUUUACCCAGGGUCUGUUCAAAAACACCAGCUGGACACUCCAGCCUUUGAAUGCCUCAUUGGAUGUGUCCUUUUGUCAGUGACCUGGGUUCUCUGGCCUCUCUUACCUCACUGCUGCACUAUCUUAUGAAUUCAGCUGGAUGCCCACUUCCUGGAGUGCUGGAGUUGAAGGCAUGGCCUUCAUGGUAAGUAGAUAUGAAUGAGUAGAUAUGAAUAUGUAGAGCUACCAGACCUGGGACAUUUCAGACAAAGAAGUGUGUGUACAUGUGCCUAUAUGCAUAUACAACUGGAAGAGGACCUCAGGUACUGUCCCUUAUCGGCCACUGAGGUGGUGUGAAAAGGAAUGGCCCCCAUAGACUCAUGUGUUUGAAUGCUUAGCCCAUAGACUAAGCAUUGUUAGGAGGUGUGGUCUUGCUAGAGUAGGUGUGUCCUUGUUGGAGGAAGAGUCUCGCCGUGGGGGUGGGCUUUGAGGUCUCUUAUGCUCAAGCUAUAUCCAGUGUGGCACACAACCCCCUUCUGCUGCCUGAAGGUCUCAGCUCCUUCUCCAGUGCCACGUCUGCCUGCCUGCAUGAUUCCUGCAUGAAGCUACUGGACUAAACUCCAAAACUGUAAGCCAGCCCUAACUAAAUGCCUUUCUUUAUAAGAGUUGCCUUGGUCACAGUGUCUCUUCACAGCAAUAAAACCUUAACUAA
This is a messenger RNA of Rattus norvegicus (Norway rat), 5494 nucleotides long. The record is from RefSeq and is a predicted model, not a curated record. Lineage: Eukaryota; Metazoa; Chordata; Mammalia; Rodentia; Muridae.